Molecule: messenger RNA, 1762 nt
Organism: Populus trichocarpa (black cottonwood)
Lineage: Eukaryota; Viridiplantae; Streptophyta; Magnoliopsida; Malpighiales; Salicaceae
Product: casein kinase II subunit alpha
Exons: 10
Coding region: 170-1504 (444 amino acids)
Biological process (GO): protein phosphorylation
Cellular component (GO): nucleus; protein kinase CK2 complex; cytosol
Molecular function (GO): protein serine/threonine kinase activity; ATP binding
Source: RefSeq, a predicted model, not a curated record
CUAAAUCGAGAAAACACAUAUAGCUGGAGGAGCGCUCCAAGGUUUUGAAAAAAGAAAAGAAAAUGGAGGUAGAGAAUGCGAUUCCGUUGGCGGCUCACUAAAACAACGAAGAUAAAAGGAGCACAAUUUUUUUUAUUACAACUACCUGUGCCUAAACGAAUUUGAUUUGAUGGCCAUAAGGCCUUUGCUACAGAAAAAAAUCACAACAAUCUUGAACCACCACCAGAAGAAGAAGGACAAAACCCUCUUUUGUUCUCCUUCAUUUAUUUCCAACAAUAAUCCUCUUCUCUUUUCUUCUUCUCAAUCAUCCAUUCCUACUUGCUUCCGUCAAUUGGCUUUUUCAAGCACUGCUUUUUCUCGCCAACACCAAAGACAAAGACAACAAGAACAACCACCACCAAAUCAUCAGAUACUGCACCGUUUUCCUCAUCGAUUUAGGUCCUCGGUGCCUCUUCCGGACACGCUGGCGCAGAAAAUUGGCAAAUCGUUUCGCCGACCCGGUGCCCCUUCCAAGGCUAGGGUUUAUGCUGAUGCCAAUGUGAUACGUCCUAAAGACUACUGGGACUAUGAGUCUCUCACCGUUCAAUGGGGGGAGCAGGAUGAUUAUAUGGUGGUAAAGAAGGUUGGGAGAGGGAAAUACAGUGAGGUUUUCGAGGGGAUGCAUUGCACGGAUAAUGAGAAAUGCAUAAUUAAGAUUCUCAAACCAGUGAAGAAAAAGAAAAUUAAAAGAGAGAUUAAAAUACUGCAGAAUCUCUGUGGAGGACCGAAUAUUGUGAAGUUGCUUGAUAUUGUUAGAGAUCAACAAUCAAAGACUCCGAGUCUCAUUUUUGAAUAUGUGAAAAAUACUGAUUUUAAAGUGCUUUAUCCGACACUUUCAGACUUUGAUACUAGGUAUUACAUCUACGAGCUUCUGAAGGCUUUAGAUUAUUGCCACUCACAAGGUAUCAUGCAUCGAGAUGUGAAGCCUCAUAACGUCAUGAUUGAUCAUGAGCAGAGGAAACUUCGUCUGAUAGAUUGGGGCCUAGCAGAAUUUUAUCACCCUGGGAAAGAAUACAAUGUUCGGGUUGCUUCAAGAUACUUUAAAGGCCCAGAACUUCUUGUUGAUCUGCAAGACUAUGACUAUUCUUUGGACUUGUGGAGCCUUGGUUGCAUGUUUGCUGGAAUGAUAUUCCGUAAGGAGCCAUUCUUCUAUGGGCAUGAUAAUUAUGAUCAGCUGGUCAAAAUAGCCAAGGUGCUUGGAACAGAUGACCUGAAUGCAUAUUUGAAUAAGUAUCGCAUAGAGUUAGAUCCACAUCUUGCUGCCCUUGUUGGGAGGCAUAGCCGCAAACCAUGGUCCAAGUUUACUAAUGUUGACAAUCAACAUUUGGCAGUUCCUGAGGCUGUUGACUUCCUUGACAAGUUGUUGCGAUAUGAUCACCUGGAAAGGCCAACCGCAAAAGAAGCUAUGGCUCAUCCAUACUUCUAUCCAAUUAGAAAUGCAGAAAGCAGCAGAACUCGUACCUAGUUUCAAAUCUCAAGAUGCUGUUUAGUCCUGGCAUCUCAUUGUUCUUUGUUGCGGCCUUCCUAUGUAAUUUGUCCUGGCAUCUCAAGACUUUCCUUUGCAUUUAGGAAAGUCUUCCAUGUUUCUGUUAUAAAGCCAGCCAUAUUUAAAUUGCUCAAUUUAAGCUUCUCCUGACUGAAUAUACUGUUUUUUGUUUUUUUUUAAUCUGAAUUUAUGUGCUCCUAAUCUGGGAAUGAAAUACUGAUUUCUGAUUUUUUGUUU